Molecule: messenger RNA, 2965 nt
Organism: Ostrea edulis (European flat oyster)
Lineage: Eukaryota; Metazoa; Mollusca; Bivalvia; Ostreida; Ostreidae
Product: titin-like
Exons: 10
Coding region: 863-2965 (700 amino acids)
Biological process (GO): regulation of apoptotic process; homophilic cell-cell adhesion
Cellular component (GO): plasma membrane
Molecular function (GO): protein binding
Source: RefSeq, a predicted model, not a curated record
GAAACCAUCCGGAUUCAUUUAAAUCCCAUCAUGCCGUGUUGAAAAUGUCUAUAAUGAAUCACAAUAUUCAGAGAUGACUGAUUUAUCUAAUUGUGCUAGUUAUGGCUCUAAAGCACAUUUAUAAACGAGAAUUACUGGGAGGACGUUUAAAUAAAUAAGUGAAGUGGCAGAUAUGAGGACAUAUCUAAGUGCUAAAAUUAUCCAAAGAAGGCAUUCAUACAAACGGAAGUCUUUAAACCUCGAUGUUUAUCAUGACAGAUCUACAACCGGAAGAAAAAAAUUUUGUUUCGUUAAGUUUUGCAGCUGUUGACGAGAUUCCAAAAGUCUUGCGCUUUCUUUUGAAAAACCAGAUACAAGAGACAGAUAUAUACAGGAAAAUUAAUGCUUCUCAAGAACUGAAAAUAGGAAAAAAUCAGUUAAACCAGAAACAAAAAGAGCUUUGUUUCAAACCUGCCCCAUUUGUUCCUAACUAUGAUUACUUUGAUACCACUUUGCUAUAUAAGUUGAUAAGAAAUUUGUGUCCUGCAUUAAAACCAACAGGAAGAUGGGGUGUCGAACCGGAUGACACUUGCAAAAAUAUCGGGGACGACAUCGAGCGUCUUAGAAUAUUUCGAAAUGAUAUGUUUGCACACUUGAGAUCUGCAAAAGUGUUAGAUUCCGAUUUCAAUCAGGAAUGGAGGAAACUGGAAAGCAUUUUUGAAAACAUUAAAAAAAAUUGACAGGGGGAGUAUCUGUUGCAACGUUCAAGGAGGAUCUUGAGAACAUCAAAACACGAGUCUUUAACGCAGAGGACAUCAGUGUGAUCAAAACAAAACUGGAAAAUGAACUAGUCAAAGUAAACAUCUAUGGCGGUGGAAUCAGAAUGUGUGGUAGCACUGCAAUAUUUAGAGCAGAGAUUGAGUUUGGUAGUCUGGAUCCAGAUUCCACUUGUUGGUCAUUGGAAUGGCAACACCGGAGUGGAAUCAGAACAAAUCACCUAGACAUAAAAACCGACAAGUUUAGUGGAUCUUCGCAUCACCGACUGGUCAUACCAAAUGUCUCGCGAGACGAUAAAGGAACAUACAUAGCUGUUAUUUCUUAUGAGCUUAGUAGUGAUUUUAAGUUCCAUUCUCACAGUAAUCCCAUAAAAUUGAAAGCCACUGGAGAUGUGCCAAAUUUAGAGAUAAAAGAUGUUACUUCUGGAACAGACGGCGUAGUCAUCCAUGCCAAUUAUAGUGUAAGCAAUCAAUCACCUGCAGUUGACAAAAUAAUGUGGUCCAAAGAAGAAAAACCCUUGCCGGGAAGUACAGAAAAAUACACCUACAGCAGAUACGACGCCGGCUUCAGAAUCCACAACCCAACACAAAGUGACAGUGGUACAUACACAUGUACUGUGUCUAAUCCUGUGGGACCUGUCACAGAUUCAAUAACCCUGGAUAUUCCGUGUGUGGAUAUCAUUGAAGAACAUGUUGCAGUCAUUGGACAAUCAGUAACCAUUGCGGCUGACAUUAAGUCUUGUCCACCUGUAGAAUAUGCGAUUUGGGAAAAAAUGAAUUCCAUUACAGAUGAAUUUCACGAAAUAGACAUUAUGGAAUCGGAUAAAUACUCUGGGAGCAAUAUAGACCAUCGUCACCCGCAAUUAGUUAUAAAAAAUGUAACAUUUGAAGAUAGAUUGCUUUACCGUUUGACUGUACGUAAUGCACUUGGAGAAAUCAACAGUAAAAAUGUUGUCCUGACACUUGUAGGAGACCCCCCUUCGCUAACUAUACACCAGAAAACCAACAUCGCUGAGGAAAACGUUCAAUUGGUUUGUAAAGUGUCCUUGUCCAAGAACUCCCCGAGCGUAACUGCUAUAGUUUGGACCAAGGACACCAAGGAUAUAGACAUCUCCAGAAGUGAUGGGAAAUAUUCAGGCGGGAAUCGAGAUGAACCUUCAUUGACUAUCAACUCUAUCCACGCACAAGAUGCCGGAGAAUAUCAGUGUAGCGCCGUCAAUGCUGCUGGGAAAAUGUGUAGUGAAAUAAUUCAAUUAGAUCGACCAUUUAUUGAGUGGACCGAACCCGAUUACAAUAGCGGUACAGAGACGUUCACCUGGAAACCGGUAAUAAAGUCUAUUCCUGAUGCUCUCACUGUGCAAUGGAAAGUUAGAAAUAGCUUCAUUGAUGAUUUUCAGCCAAUAGAUGUACACGAUAAAACUUACAUGGGAUCCUUGACUGCAUCUCCUCGUCCAGUGUUGGUUGUCCACGGAUAUAAGGAUAACGAUAUUCAAUCAUUUGGGAUUGAAGUUUCCAACUUUAUUGGAACGACUUUUAUAGAUGAAGGUUUUGACGACGAAGGGGAAGAUCAAGGAGAUUCCAGACUCCCGGCAUAUUUCGCUCACAAGGGAUCUACAGUACAAUUUCACAGAUUGAAAACAACAAUUAUCAGUGAGGUCAACAAAAAUAAUCUACCCUCGCUUAUUGAGUCAUUAAGAGAUGUUGCUGAUUUGCAUGAUUCCCAUCAAAAUGUGACCACCAUGGAUGAUGUCUUUCACAUUCUCCUUCAGAAAAAAAUCGCUCACAAAGAUAACGUAAUCAUGAUACAGUUUCUUAUGAGAAAAAUUGGACGUGAAGAUCUGGAUAACAUGUGUGUCGACUAUGCGAGAAAUAGGAAACGGGCACUUUGUUUUUAUGAAGAAAGUACACCAGCAAAUGGAUACACUCAUGUGCAGGUAUAUAUUGAUGGUAAUGUGAAAAGCUUCAGCAAGAAGGACAUCAGACGCCUUAUAUCCACAGUGGCCGCCAUGACCGGAUGUCAUGAAAAGUUUAUCAAAGUGAAUGGUCUGGGUCCUCAUCAAAGCUUUAUUAUUAUUCUUUUAAUGAAGACAGAAAUAGCGAUGAAGCUUGCAGAGGAAAACAUGUACAGCAGUCUCAAGCAACUUUCGAAAUUGAAAGUAUACAAGAUCACGAUAGGUGGGAAGGAAAUUACAAUAUCCUCUAAAGGUUAG